ACACAGUAAUCGAUACUUAUUUGGCUUUGCAUUCCUGUGCACUGUGACUGCUGCCAACUCGCAACUUGUUAUCUUCAACGCGAAAAACAUUAAAGAAAAUCCAAAUUGAGUGCGUAAAUAAACAUAAAAUACAGGCACAACGUGAAAAUAGCGUAACUUAGCAACCGCAUAGGUUUGCAAGGAGCCGGCUGCCUAAAGCAAGCGGCCCCAAGCAGACGUAGCUUUCCUAUUGUUUGUGUUUGUGCGUACAUUGCGUGAGUGUGUGUGUGUAUGUGCGAGUGUUGGAACAAUAACAAGCCCAACAAAAUGCGAAUGAAUUGUAACGGAGCAGCGUUCAAUGCGGUCGCUGCCUUUGUGCUGCUGCUGCAGCAGAAGCAGCGAUGAUUCAUAGCCCACAAUAAUUAUACCAACAACAAUAACAACGGCCGUGCCUUAAUAUCGAACGUAGAGCAAUAAAACACACACAAACACACGAAACGUUGGCAAAAUGCCGCUGCUGUCCAAAUGCUUUCCUUGCUUCAAAUUUAAACGUGAAGAGGUCAUCGACAAGCUGGACUACAGCAAUACACCGCUCCAGGAUGCCUUUCCCGAGGUGUGGCAGCACGAACGUACCCUCGAGGAGUUGCAUCUGAGUAAUGCGCGGCUACAAACACUGCCGCCGCAGCUGUUCUACUGCCAGGGAUUGCGCAUCCUUCAGGUGAACAGCAACAAUCUGGAGAGCAUACCGCAGGCCAUUGGUUCGCUGCGUCAAUUGCAACAUCUCGAUCUGAACCGCAAUCUUAUUGUCAAUGUGCCGGAGGAGAUUAAGGCGUGCAAACAUCUGACCCACUUGGAUCUUAGCUGCAACAGCCUGCAACGUCUGCCUGAUGCGAUUACGUCGCUUAUUUCGCUGCAGGAACUGCUGCUAAAUGAAACAUACCUGGAGUUUCUGCCUGCAAACUUUGGUCGUUUGGUCAACCUGCGAAUUUUGGAGGUGCGCCUCAACAAUCUCAUAACGCUGCCCAAGUCGAUGGUGCGUUUGGUUAGCCUGCAGCGGCUUGAUAUUGGCGGCAAUGAGUUCACCGAGCUGCCAGAGGUCGUUGGAGAACUUAAGUCACUGCGCGAGCUGUGGAUCGAUUUUAAUCAAAUUCGUCGUGUUGCGCCCAACAUUGGCAAACUGCGCGAACUGCAACACUUUGAGGCCAAUGGCAAUUUGCUGGACACACUGCCCAAUGAGCUAAGCAAUUGGCGUAACGUGGAGGUCUUGUCAAUCUGCUCCAAUAAUCUGGAGGCAUUUCCGUUUAGCGUGGGCAUGCUCAAGUCGCUAGUCACGUUUAAGUGCGAGUCAAAUGGGCUCAGCGAGCUGCCCGACAGCAUAAGCUACCUGGAGCAGCUGGAGGAGCUGGUGCUGAGCCACAACAAGCUUAUGCGGCUUCCCAGCACUAUUGGAUCGCUGGUCAAACUGCGUUUCCUCUUCGCCGAUGACAAUCAGCUGCGCCAGCUGCCCGACGAGCUCUGCAGCUGCAGUCAAUUAAGUGUCUUAAGCGUGGCCAACAAUCAGCUCUCAGCGUUGCCCCAAAAUAUAGGCCAUUUAGCCAAGCUGAAGGUGCUUAAUGUAGUUAAUAACUACAUCAAUGCCCUGCCCGUUUCCAUGCUGAGCCUGGUAAAUCUCACGUCUCUGUGGCUUAGCGACAAUCAGUCGCAACCACUGGUGCCACUACAGUAUUUGGAUGCCAGCAGCAAGACGCAGCUCACGUGCUUUAUGCUGCCACAGGUGACGUUCAAGAUGCAGGCCCAGCAGCAACAGCAGGUCCAGGACCAAUACGAGUUUGUCUACGCGAAUCAUCAGCAUCAGCCACAGCAGCCGUCGAGCCCAUCGCGGCGCAUAUGCUUUGCCGAGGAGACAACCAUUCUGAGUGCGGGCAGCACCAACACUAACCCCAGCAGCGCACCACAGCCCGCUCCAAGUUACUCCGCCAGCUAUGUGACAGCUCCGCCCACUCCUGAGCAGCUGCCUGCCGGCAGCUCGGUGCGUUUAAUGCGUUCACCCACGCCGUAUCCCAAGGAGCUGCGCCAAAUGGCCAAGUAUAUGCGUCAGGCGCAGGCGGCGAAUGCGGCGGCAUCGGGGUCCAGCGAGGUGCGAGAGGCGCGUGUCGUGGUGCCCAACGGCCAAGUGGCCAUGCCACACUGUGAUAGCAAUCAGGACGCUGUGGAUCAUGCCACGGCAAGUGCAAUAUAUGGUGUUGCGCCCGAGGCGGCCCACAUCUACGGUGUCUACCAGCCGGCGCAGCAGCAGGCCACCCAGGAAUAUUAUGGUUUGCCGCUUGUCAACUACGAGGCGCACUACCAGCAACUCUAUGUGGAUGCCAACAGCUUGCCGCUGCCUACUACGCAUUUGUCAAAUGGAGCUGAAGAGAAUUAUGAGCUGCAACCGCUACAACAGCAGCCAGCAGCGCCUCCACCACGCAUGGAACCGCCGCCCUAUCACAUAGCACGUGUGUACACCAAGAAAACGCCCGAAGAUCUCACACUCUACGAGUCCAUGCGACAGCGCAAGCAACAACAACAAGAACAACAGCAGCAGCAACAACAGCCAACAACACAGCCGCUCUACGAGCAGAGCAUCAGCUACCAGGAUGCGCUAAAUAGCAACUUCAAGACAACGGCGAUCGGUGCACAAUCAGAGGAGCUGGACUACCAGAACAAUAUCAACAUAGAGCAACUUGAACUGCAGCAGCAGGAGCAGCAGCAGCUUGAGCUUGAAGAUGAGCAGCAGCAGUUGCAAGAUGUGGAUGAUACCCUAUCGCAGAACUCAUUAAAUUCCACGGCCACCAACAAUACAUCCAGGGCUAAAAAGUCAGCCUGGAUAUUUGGUGUGCACAAAAAUCCCACUGUCAAGCAGGUGACCCUCAAAUGGGAAAACAGCAUUGGCUUCGACAUUGCCGAGCUGCUUAAUCAGGUGGGCAUCUUUGUUAGUGCUAUCACACCAAAUUCAAAUGCCGCGCGGCUGCUGAGCCUCAACGAUAAGCUGUUGGAGAUCGACGGCUAUGACCUGACCAAUGCCAAUCUGAGCGAUGCCAAACGUGUCCUGCUUAACUGCGGCACAGUCAUAAAUAUAAUGCUGUCACGCAAGUGAUGGCCCCUUCCGUGUCCCACUCC
Drosophila novamexicana is the source of this 3138-nucleotide messenger RNA. It is a transcript of the gene Lap1, whose product is annotated as protein lap1. The coding region runs from base 488 to 3115 and encodes 875 amino acids. Gene Ontology annotation, molecular function: protein binding. The record is from RefSeq and is a predicted model, not a curated record. The transcript has 6 exons. Lineage: Eukaryota; Metazoa; Arthropoda; Insecta; Diptera; Drosophilidae.